AUGAAGUUGAAAAUCCAUCUCCCAGGCAAGCAGAGGCUGCUAUACAACCAGAAUAAGAGCUUAGAGGAAGUCCUUUCAAAGGAGGAUAUCGACAAGACAAUGCUGAAUGCGUAUUUUGUGGCUAACGAAAAAUACGAAGAAGCCAGAGAGCUCACUUAUGUUCAGUUCCCAUCUCGGUUUGUCUACCACACUGACGAUAAAACUUGGACACCAAGAAAGCAUGGAACAUCUAUAGGCAGGCUUCCGUUCAUACAUCCUAUUGCAGGAGAUGACUAUUAUCUGAGAAUCCUUCUCAACGUCGUUAAAGGCUCCACGAGCUUUGAGCAUCUCUGUACCGUGGGCGGUACAACGUUUAAGGAGUUCCGCGAUGCUUGCUAUGCACGUGGGUUACUAGACGACGAUAAGGAAUGGCAUGAUGCAAUUUUUGAGCCUUCCUACUGGGCUACUGGACGUCAACUUAUGAGGUUAUUUGUCCUCAUAUUGAUCUACUGUGAAGUUGCAAACCACCUGAAGCUUUGGGAUCAUACCUGGAAGAUAUUGGCAGAAGAUAUAUUGUACAUGAAGCAGCGAGAAUUUAACUUCCCUGGCUUGAUUCUUCCAGAUCUAAAGCUGCAACAAUAUACUUUGAUAGAAAUCGAGCGACUCCUCAAAGAAAAUGACAAAUCCUUAAAUGAUUUCAAAGGGAUGCCAAAGCCAAACGAGAGUGUGCUUAGAGAAAUCUCAAACACUGUCUUGCGUCAGGAACUGAAUUAUGAUACGGCGAAAGAAGCAAGUGAGAACGAGAAACUGUUUGCCACUAUGAAUGAGGAUCAACAAAAAGUUUACAAUGCCGUAGUUGACUCGGUUGACAAUCAAUCCGGGCAAAUGUUCUUUGUCUACGGUGCAGGAGGGACUGGGAAAACGUUCUUAUACAGAACAAUUAUAGCAAAGCUGAGAUCAGUCGGAAAAGUCGUCAUCCCAGUCGCUUCAGCAGGAAUUGCAGCUCUGCUGCUACCAGGAGGGAGGACAGCUCACUCCCGCUUCAAACUUCCUGUUAAUUUAACUGAUGAGACAGUUUGUGAGAUUACAGCAGGAUCUAUGUUGGCUACUCUGAUUGCAAAAACUGACUUGAUCAUAUGGGACGAAGCUCCAAUGGCUCACCGUCAAGCGUUUGAAACUCUAGAUCGCACGCUAAGGAACUUACAAUCUCAGCAUAAUCCAGAAGCAGCUAAUAAACCUUUCGGAGGGAAAACAAUGAUACUUGGUGGUGAUUUCAGGGAAGUUUUACCUGUUGUUGCUCAUGGAAGUAGACAAGACACCGUUAAGGCAUCUAUUAGCAAGUCCUACCUCUGGCCAUAUGCACAGGUUUACACGCUAAACACCAACAUGAGACUCAAUCAAGCAGACAGAGAAUUUGCAGUUUGGGUUUAG
Molecule: messenger RNA, 1410 nt
Organism: Brassica napus (rape)
Lineage: Eukaryota; Viridiplantae; Streptophyta; Magnoliopsida; Brassicales; Brassicaceae
Exons: 1
Coding region: 1-1410 (469 amino acids)
Biological process (GO): DNA repair; telomere maintenance
Molecular function (GO): DNA helicase activity
Source: RefSeq, a predicted model, not a curated record